UAGCUAACGCACAUCCAAAGCACAUGCCAUGAGCCGGGUUUGAGACUGCAAAAGCUGGGGGGAACAGCACACUCACGACUGCGAGAGAAAUCCGAUGAGAGGAACGGCUCAGAGAGAGUGAGCUGCCGUAGAUUGUCCAAAGGGGCAGCGUUUCUCCUAGUUCCGGUUUGUCUGCCUGUGCGCGCUGUGCGAGUUGGGACCCUAAACAAAAGGCUGCCAUCAUCCUAAAGGAGAUAUUCUACUGCGAGAGAGCCCGACUGCUUGAUGCUAACUAAACAUGAGCUCCUAUUUUGUUAACCCUCUUUUUUCUAAAUACAAAGGCAGCGAGUCACUGGAGCCAACUUACUACGACUGCAGGUUUCCACAAAGCGUUGCCCGCAGCCACACGCUGGUUUACGGACCCGGAGCAGCCGCGCCGGGCUUUCAGCACCCGUCCCAUCAUGUGCAGGACUUUUUCCACCACGGGACCACGGGGAUCUCCAAUCCCGGAUACCAGCAAAACCCCUGCGCUUUGGCUUGCCACGGAGACGCAACGAAAUUUUAUGGAUAUGAAGCCCUUCCGAGGCAAACGCUUUAUGGUACCCAGCAAGACGCAAGCCUAGCGCAAUACCCAGACUGUAAAUCGUCGAGCAGCUCUAACCCCGGAGAAGGACAAGGCCACUUAAAUCAAAACUCCUCUCCCAGUCUUAUGUUUCCCUGGAUGAGACCCCACGCCCCAGGAAGACGGAACGGGAGGCAAACCUACAGUCGCUACCAAACUCUUGAACUGGAGAAGGAGUUUCUCUUCAACCCUUACCUGACCCGCAAGAGGAGGAUCGAGGUGUCCCACGCCCUGAGCCUCACCGAGCGGCAGGUGAAGAUUUGGUUUCAGAACAGGAGGAUGAAGUGGAAAAAAGAGAACAACAAAGACAAGUUUCCGGGUCAGAGAGGGGAGGCUGAAGCCGAGGCCGAGGAAGAGGGCAACGAGGACGGUGAAGGGGAAGAGGCCGAGGAGAAAGAAGCGGAAGAGAAAGAAGAGACCAAGGAGUGAUUUUAUGGUCCUUUUUAUGGUUGUAUGGCUGAAAAAGAG
Messenger RNA from Salarias fasciatus (jewelled blenny), 1069 nucleotides. RefSeq names its product homeobox C8a (gene hoxc8a). The transcript has 2 exons. The record is from RefSeq and is a predicted model, not a curated record. Gene Ontology annotation, cellular component: nucleus. Bases 278 to 1030 code for a protein of 250 amino acids. Gene Ontology annotation, molecular function: DNA-binding transcription factor activity, RNA polymerase II-specific; RNA polymerase II transcription regulatory region sequence-specific DNA binding. Gene Ontology annotation, biological process: regulation of transcription by RNA polymerase II. Lineage: Eukaryota; Metazoa; Chordata; Actinopteri; Blenniiformes; Blenniidae.